This is a messenger RNA of Micropterus dolomieu (smallmouth bass), 2145 nucleotides long. RefSeq names its product E74-like factor 3 (ets domain transcription factor, epithelial-specific) (gene elf3). Gene Ontology annotation, cellular component: nucleus. The record is from RefSeq and is a predicted model, not a curated record. The transcript is spliced from 9 exons. Gene Ontology annotation, biological process: cell differentiation; regulation of transcription by RNA polymerase II. The coding region runs from base 133 to 1284 and encodes 383 amino acids. Gene Ontology annotation, molecular function: sequence-specific DNA binding; DNA-binding transcription factor activity, RNA polymerase II-specific. NCBI's taxonomy places the organism in Eukaryota, Metazoa, Chordata, Actinopteri, Centrarchiformes, Centrarchidae.
CAGAGGUUCCACAGAGAGCAGGCACUGAUACGCAAACAGUCGAAAUUAUACAACACAUGCUGACACUUCGUAGCGUCCUGGAGCAUCAAUCUUUUGCAUCAUAUUGUGGCUUCUGCUUGAAUCAGUGUCUCCAUGUCAUCGCCGUGCCUCAGCAGCGUCCUGACUCAUGCCAACCUCACUAUGUAUCAGACUGGCGUCACUGAUCUUCUACAGCAGCAGCCAAGUGUGCUGCCCGGCAUCAACACCCUGCAGAUCAGCAACCCAGCAUACAGCUCCAACAGCAACAUUCAGUGGUACAGGCUGAGUAACCCUCACUGUUGGACACCAGACAAUGUCCUGGAGUGGAUCAGCGACCAUGUGGAGAGCACCAAGUUCGAUGCAAGCACCCUGAGUCUGGCCUACUGUGCCAUGGACGGCCCCUCCCUCUGCCAGAUGAACCGAAAUCAGAUGAUUGAGGUCUUCGGCCCUCAGCUCGGUCCACACCUCCACCAGAGUCUGCAGGAACACAAGACCAAAUAUGAGCUGCAAAGCCUGUCAGGACCAGAGCUGAAUGAGACCUGCCAGCUCCUGGACAACUUCCUGGACAACCUGAACUUCCCUUUGCUCAGCACCAUUAGAAUUGGACAAGCUGAAGCAGCUGUCAGCAAGAGGGACUUUGACAACAGGGAUGAUUAUGAUGUGACCAGUCUGACCAUGGAGCCCAUGACACCUCUGGGAGACACUGAGUACCUGUCUGAUAAUCAGUCUGACAGCGAGUACAGCUCCUCCUCCAACAGUGGCAUGUUUGGCUUCUCAAGCCUCAGCUCUCCAGACUCCAGCGAAUCCGACCCGGAGUUCUCCUACCCUCUGAUUGCAAGGGUGGACAUCAAAACAGAGAAAGGAGAGUGUCGAGUGAAGCGACCACGGGGGCGACCUCCUAAACUCAACAGAGAGCACAGCAGCAGCAUCUAUGACAAUCCAAAGAAAAACAAACAUGCGCCUCGUGGCACUCACCUAUGGGAGUUCAUCAGGGACAUUCUGAUACACCCAGAGAGGAACCAAGGACUCAUGAAGUGGGAGGACCGCCGCGAGGGUGUCUUUAAGUUCCUCAAGUCCGAAGCUGUGGCUCAGAUGUGGGGUCAGAAGAAGAAGAACAGCAGCAUGACAUACGAGAAACUCAGCCGUGCCAUGAGGUAUUACUAUAAGAGGGAGAUCCUGGAGCGAGUCGAUGGCCGGAGGCUCGUAUACAAAUUUGGAAAGAAUUCCAGCGGCUGGAAGAUUGAGGAGAUUGGCAUGAGCAUAUGAGGCACCAGUCACUGAGGGGGUAAAAACCAAAAAGCCAGAGCAUAUCAGAGCAUAGUUCAGGAACUAGUAAUACUUGUGUGGCCUGUCUGAAAAAAAAUCUUGCUGCCCCAGAUGUUUAAAAUACUAACUUCCUCUUAGAAGGAAGGUGUUGCAGAAAAUGUAAGCCAGUGUUUUUGGCUCUAGUAGGUUUUAUGAACCAAUGUUAAUGUUGUACCUGUUUUGUAUGCUUGAUUGUCACUAUAGAAACUUUACUAUGUGCGCAGUAACUAAAAUGGACAUCGUUUUGGAUGCUUGUGAGUUUCUGUAAGCACCUAGAGGCUAAAAAAGCACACUUUUUACAAUUGUACACAAUUCACCCUGGUGUGUAUUUAAGCUUCUGUAGUGAUGCUGGACUAACUCGUCACUAUUGAGUUUGUUUUGUUAUAUUGGCAAUAAUGACUUUUUAUUACAUACUGUGGCAAUGGAAAUAUUGUUUUUUUCUUACUUUCAUAUUAAAUUGCAAAUGUUAAAUCAGAUCUGAAUGUAGGACCAAGUUUGGAAAUGUCUUCUAAACUAAAUGUGAAGGACAAGGACAGAACAGGGUACAGUACAGAUGCUACAGUACUUCACAUUUUUAUAGUAAGGAUGUGCACUACAUGUCUAUUGGUAUCACUUAUUAUAAAGUGUGUUUACACGAUGUUUGAGUAAAAAUUAGUUUUGGAGUAACUAUAUCACAUCUUGUCACGUCGUGUAUAUCAUCACCUGUUUGUGUGAAUCAGUCAGAAAUCAGUUGCACAUUGUUUGUGUGAUUGUUUUAAUGUGAUUAAUCAAUUUUGCUGUCAUCCACUUUGGAUUGAUAAAUAUAUGUAAAUCUUGCAUUGA